CUCUCUCUCUCUCUCUCUCCGUGUCUCGGUCUCGCGGUCUCUCUGCACUUUCUCAGCGGAGUGAGUGAUGGUCUCGCGCCGCGCUGGACUCGCCCGUCUCGCGCGCUCUCUGCCCCGCUCGGUCCGGUUUGCUGUGUGACUGCGCAAAGGACCCCGAAGGCGAAAGGACUGGCGUUCCUGAUUCAGCCUUGAUCUCCGUCCGCUCAAGCUGUGGUCCGCCUCAUCAAUCAUUGCCACUCUGGCUGCCUGGUGCCUCAACUGCACUGUCUCAGGUUUUUCCACGCGCUGAACACCCUUUUUGUCCAGCACCUCCCUGUGCCCUGGAUAUCUAGUGCCCUGGACUAUCGUUCCUUCCAUUCGUGUUGUCCUGCUACCACCUGCACCAUGAGCAGGAGCUGUAGCGUUUGGGGUGGACUAAGCAUAGUCACCCUGUUGACACUGGUGCAAUGGGAGUCUUGCUGCUGGGGGAUGACCCUGAACUCAGUCCAGCUGCAUCCAGCAUCUAGCAGACCCGCCAGGGCUGAGGCAGGAACCGUCCCUCUUAGGCACAAGAGGAACUGGGUGUGGAACCAGUUCUUUGUUCUGGAGGAGUACACAGGAGAUGACCCUCUCUAUGUUGGCAAGUUGCACUCUGACGUAGACAAAGGUGAAGGCAGGAUCAAGUACGUCCUCACGGGCGAAGGGGCCACCACCAUUUUCACCAUUGAUGAAAACACGGGCGACAUCCAUGCCACCAAGCGGCUGGACCGCGAGGAGCAGGCCUACUACACACUACGCGCUCAAGCCCGUGACCGUGCCACCAACCUGCCCGUGGAGCCCGAGUCCGAGUUCGUCAUCAAGGUCCAGGACAUUAAUGACAAUGAGCCGAAGUUCCCUGACGGUCCCUACCAGGCCCAUGUUCCCGAAAUGUCUCCAGUGGGUACGUCUGUUGUGGAGGUUAAAGCAACGGAUGCAGAUGAUCCCACGUAUGGCAACAGUGCCAGAGUCGUCUACAGCAUUCUGGAAGGACAGCCCUAUUUCUCAGUGGAGCCUAAGACAGGUAUCGUGAGGACAGCGCUGCCCAAUAUGGACCGAGAGGCAAGGGACCAAUACCUGCUGGUCAUCCAGGCCAAGGACAUGGGUGGCCAGAUGGGCGGCCUUUCGGGAACCACGACAGUGACUGUCACACUGACCGAUGUCAACGACAACCCUCCACGCUUCUCCAGAAAAUCCUAUCAGUUUGCGGUGCCGGAGUCACUGCCCGUGGCAUCGGUGGUGGCCAAGAUAAAGGCCCUGGACUCGGAUGUGGGAGCCAAUGCAGAGAUGGAGUACAGAAUUAUAGAAGGAGACGGCCUCGGGGUGUUCAGAGUCGAGCCAGACGCAGACACACAGGAAGGAGUCAUAAGUCUGCAGAAGAAUCUUGACUUUGAAACGAAGUCCAGCUACACUCUGAAAAUCGAAGCAUCCAACAAGAACAUUGACCCACGCUUCCGGGCCCAGGGUCCUUUCAGCGACACAGCGAUGGUCAAGCUGGUGGUGGAGAAUGUGGACGAGCCUCCUGUUUUCUCCUCACCUAUCAGCAGGAUGUCCGUCUCAGAAGCGGCUAAAGUGGGCACCAUCAUUGGGACCGUCUCCGCCCUGGAUCCCGACUCCACCAACAGUCCAAUCAGGUACUCAAUAGACCGUAAUACUGAUCUGGAGCGUUUCUUCAACAUUGAGGCGGCGACGGGGGUCAUCAGCACAGCCAAGCCUUUAGACCGCGAGGUCAAUGCAGUGCACAACAUCACCAUCCUCGCCAUAGAGAGCCUCGACCCAGCGCAGGUGGGGAAAGGAAUCGCUCUCAUUACAGUGAUGGACGUCAAUGACAACGCCCCUGUCUUCGCUAUAGAAUACGAGACCUUUGUGUGUGAGACCGCCCAACCAGGCCAGGUAAUUGAGACCAUAAGUGCGGUGGAUAAAGACGAGCCCCCCAGCGGCCACCGCUUCUUCUUUUCUCUGACCGCUGAGGCCGCAGGGAACCAUAACUUCACCCUGAGGGACAACAAAGAUAACACAGCAUCGGUCCUGACUAAGCGUGGUGGUUUUCAGCGGCGUGAACAAGCCAUGUAUCGUCUGCCUGUGCUGAUAGUGGACAGCGGGAGUCCAGCUCUCAGCAGCACCAACACUCUGUCCAUCCGUGUGUGUGACUGUGACUCAGACGGCACUCCACAAGCCUGCGGCACCGAGGCCUUCCUCCUGUCUGCAGGACUCAGUACUGGAGCACUCAUGGCUAUUCUGGCCUGCAUCCUCACACUGCUGGUGCUGGUGCUGUUGAUCGUGACGGUACGGAGGCGAAAGAAAGAGCCUCUGAUUCUGGACGAAGAUCGCGACGUGCGGGAGAACAUCGUCCGUUACGACGAUGAGGGUGGCGGGGAGGAGGACACCGAGGCUUUCGACAUGGUCGCGCUGCGCAACCUCAACGUGGCCAGAGACAGCAAAGCUCGGCGGGACGUCACACCAGAGGUGCCCACACUCUACUGCUCACGCCCACCGCCAUACAAGAUCACGCCUGACAAUGGCAUCUUCCGGGAUUUUAUAUGGGAUCGGCUGAAGGAUGCGGAUGUGGACCCUUCAGCUCCUCCUUAUGACUCCCUGCAGACGUACGCCUUCGAGGGCAGCGGCUCAGUGGCUGAGUCACUCAGCUCGCUGGAGUCACUCAGCACGGACUCGGAGCAGAGUUACGACUACCUGAGCGACUGGGGGCCGCGGUUCAAGAAGCUAGCUGACCUCUACGGCCACAACGACAGCAGCAAUAUAUUCUCCUCCUAGCCGCGGAUUUUUGUUUCGUUCCUAACGAUAAUGCCGCUCAAUCGAGGACAUAAUGGAAGAGAACAAUCAUUGAGAGGGUGCAAAUGACUCACUGAUACUUGAAAGAGUUGGGUGGGAAGACAAAAUAUGGAACAGUUCUGUGGGAGAAGAUAUCCUGGCAUAGAUUAUCAACCAACAAAAAAUAAAAAAAAAAAAAAACAAACAAAAAAAAUAAAAAAAACACAAGGCGCUAAGGUGUUGUCAUGGCCUGGUGUGAUAAGAUUCUCUAAGGACAAGCUUUGGAUACUUAUGUCCUUCAAUGCACUUCGAAUUUAAUACCACAACAUAAUGCCAAGCCUAGGCUUGGGAUGUGGUUGAGAAGACUAAAGAAAGGAUCUCACGGGCGAGUGAGAAGAAUGGGCAGUGGGUGUCAGGCCGCUUUCCUGUCCAGGAAUACGGUUCUGUUUUUUUUUUUUUUCAUUUCGCAGAGACAUUGGGAGGUAUUCUAUCUCUGUGGUGAUAAAUCAAAAUGCCGGACUAGCCCCGCUGCCCUGUAUCAGUGUUCUCUGAUCAGUAUCUGUAUGUUUCUGUUUUGUCAGAUAUUUCUAUGACUCAUGGCUUCUUCGGGUAACGAAAAAAAAUCAAUAUGAAUUGAGCAGCUGAGAACACUGAACCACCCUUUUCUCUGAGAAAAAAAGGGAAAGAAACUAAUUUUUCGCCAGACGUAUUGCCUUGUGAGGUACCGCAACUGUUGCUGUGUAAAAUAUCUUUUUCUGCAUAGCCUCUCAUCCGACAGCCGGCUUUAGUUUCACAUGAAAUGAAGCGUUCACCAUCGCUUCAUCUUUAUCAAAGCACUCUUCAAGUCCAGAACAUAGAAUCUUGCACAGUCAUUUAGAGAACAGGUUUACAUGUACAUUACUUCUUUCGCCUUUUGGGGUGGAUUCUCUAAGGGGAACGUCUUCAAGGGAUUUCUUUUUCAUACAGCAAGAUCGUAGAAGCAGCGAAUAAAUGGAAGAUGUGUUGUUGGUUUAAACCCAUUUCCCUCCUUCACGUUCCGGCUCCAGAAACAAAUGUGUUUGUAGUGUCAGGUUCUGCCCCACGUACUGUGUACUGUAAGUACGUGCCGGCUGACUGUAGUAGUGAGAGUUGGUUUUAUAUGAGGAACAGCCAAGCUGUCGUUGUUGAGGUGCCUCAGAAUGGAAAGCAGUGUACUUUGUUUUUUCUGUUGUUCUUUCAGAGGUUUCCUACAAAAAAAAGGCAAUGGGCCUGGUUCUAGAUUACAUCGAUUGUCAGUAUGCAGAGUGAAGGUUGUAUCUUUCAAAAUGUUUAACUUUGAUUAACCCUUAGAAGUCUGAAGCUAUUACUGUGUUUUCUUUACCGUUAUAAGAUAAUUACUAUGUAAUUACAUAAUUAUAUAUGAGUAAUUACAUGGUUAUAUAUGAUUACGUCACAUUUUGUAUUGAUAUGUUCCAAGUUUGCACUUCUGACAUUUUUCUCUUUGUUUUGAUGUCAAGAAAUGCCAAAAAUGUGGCAAAAGGUUUCUCUUUCCACAAAAAAAGACUGUACUUAUAAUAAAACAUCGUUUCUUCUAGCAACAACAAA
Pygocentrus nattereri (red-bellied piranha) is the source of this 4368-nucleotide messenger RNA. RefSeq names its product cadherin 7a (gene cdh7a). Gene Ontology annotation, molecular function: calcium ion binding; cadherin binding. Lineage: Eukaryota; Metazoa; Chordata; Actinopteri; Characiformes; Serrasalmidae. The record is from RefSeq and is a predicted model, not a curated record. The coding region runs from base 385 to 2787 and encodes 800 amino acids. Gene Ontology annotation, cellular component: catenin complex; plasma membrane; adherens junction. The transcript has 12 exons. Gene Ontology annotation, biological process: calcium-dependent cell-cell adhesion; cell morphogenesis; multicellular organism development.